Messenger RNA from Miscanthus lutarioriparius, 609 nucleotides. NCBI's taxonomy places the organism in Eukaryota, Viridiplantae, Streptophyta, Magnoliopsida, Poales, Poaceae. The record is from the annotation of a GenBank genome assembly.
AUGCCGCGCGGCAAGAUCCAGAUGAACCUCAUCGGCGACGCACAGGAUCGCGUCAAGGUCUUCAAGCGGAGGAAGGUGGGGCUUGUGAAGAAGGCGAAAGAGCUCACGAAGCUCUGCGACGUCGACAUCGCGCUCGUCGUCUGCGCCGGCCCCGACGGCGCACCGGCCGUGUGGGAGUCCGACCCGAGCGUCGUCAUCGACAGCCAGCUGGGCAAGGAGGAGCGCAGGCUCGACAAGAAGUGGAGGCAGGGUCUAAACCUGCUCGCGUGCCCCGGCGAGGCGAUACUGAAGGACAUGAACCUAGAGGAGCUGCUCGCGUCCAUUGAUGCGGGGCUGCUGACCACGGCUGAGAGGCAGAAGACGUUGGGCGUCGCCGACGACAAUGCCCAGCAGCUUGGGCAGCAGGCCUGGGUCGACGAGCUCAUGUGGGACGGUGCCGAGCCGCUUCCGCUGAAUAAUGCCAGCAUGAUGCAGCCCGCGUCCGGUGUGAUUCAGUACAUCAACGGUGGCAACGACGUGGACAUGGUCAGCAACCAUCAGUGCCUGCAGGCGCAGACGCUGCCAGGCAAUGGGGAGAACGGCCACGGCCAGUUGGCACCUACCAGCUGA